Messenger RNA from Jaculus jaculus (lesser Egyptian jerboa), 1702 nucleotides. RefSeq names its product sialic acid-binding Ig-like lectin 5. The transcript is spliced from 9 exons. Bases 5 to 1660 code for a protein of 551 amino acids. Gene Ontology annotation, molecular function: sialic acid binding. NCBI's taxonomy places the organism in Eukaryota, Metazoa, Chordata, Mammalia, Rodentia, Dipodidae. The record is from RefSeq and is a predicted model, not a curated record. Gene Ontology annotation, cellular component: plasma membrane. Gene Ontology annotation, biological process: cell adhesion.
CAGGAUGCUGGUCUUGCUGCUGCUACCCCUGCUGUGGGCUGGAUCCCUGCAGCGGCAAGCAGAGUACAAGCUCCAAGUUCCAGAGGUCGUGACGGUGCAGGAGGGGCUGUGUGUCCGGGUGCCUUGUUCCUUCUCCUACCCCAGAAGCAUGGGGCGUUCCAGUCGCCCACUCUUCAUCUACUGGUUCCGAGAAGGAGACAGUGUAUUCUACAGUGACCCUGUGGCCACAAACAACCCAGGCAGAAAAGUGAAGAUGGAGACCAAGGGCAGAUUCCGCCUCCUUGGGGAUACCAAAGCCAAUGACUGCUCUCUGAGCAUCAGAGGUGCCAAGAGGAAUGACAACGGAAGCUAUUUCUUCUAUUUGGAGAAAGGAAAUGUGCAUCGUUACCCAGUCAAUCUGAAAUUGUGGGUGACAGCUCUGACAGAGAAACCUGUCAUCCACAUGGAGCAGCCUCUAAAGGCCGGCCACCCUGCACGCCUGAACUGUAACCUGCCAGGCUCUUGUCUGGGUGGAGAACCUGUCAGUAUCCUCUGGACAGGGGACAUCGUCAACUCCAUGGAGCCUGGGACUCUCUCCAAUUCAGUGCUCACCAUCACCCCACGGCCUCAGGACCAUGACACCAACCUUACCUGCUCAGUGAAACUCCAAGGAACUCAGCUGACCACGAAGAGAACUAUUCACCUCAAUGUGUCCUAUGCUCCACGGGACCUCCACAUCAGCCUCUUCUUCAGAAAUGGCACAGUCUUCAAGAUCCUGCAAAAUGCCACUUCCCUUCCUAUCAUGGAGGGCCAGGCUCUGCAGAUGCACUGUGCUGCAGAAAGCAAUCCUCCUGCUCAGCUGAGCUGGAAUCAAGAGUCUCCAUCCCCAAAUGCCUCCCAUACCUCCAAUAGUGGAAUCCUGGAGCUGCCUCUGGUAGGGCCUGCAGAAGGAGGAGGUUUUACCUGCUGUGCUCAGAAUGCACUGGGCUCCCAAACCAUCUCUCUAAGCAUCUCUGUAGUCUCUCUCCCACAGCUGCUGAGUCCCUCCUGCUCCUGGGAAGCAGAAGGUCUGUACUGCAUUUGUUCCUCCCGAGGUUGGCCGACCCCCUCUCUGCAUUGGAGGCUGAGGGAAGAGCUGCUGAAAGGGAAUAGCAGCAAUACCUCAUUGACAGUUACCUCCAGUUCAGCUGGACCUUGGACCAACAGCUCACUGAAAUUCCACAAGGGACUCAGGUCUGCCCUAUGGCUCAGCUGUGAAGCCCAGAAUGCCCAUGGGGCCAAGAACAGCACUAUGUUGAUCCUGCCAGGGAAAUCGAUGUCUUGCGCAGGAUUCUUGCCGGUCCUCACAGCCCUUGGAGGUGCUGGUGUCAUGGCCCUUCUCUCUGUCUGUCUGUGCCUCAUCAUUUUUUGCAUGAAGAAGGCUUAUGUGCUGCAAACAUCCAGGAGACCAAAGGGCAUGGACCAUGAAGACCCUGUCAUGGGCAUAGAUAACUUGGGUUCCAGCCAGGAGUCCUGGUCAGACAGCCCCAGACACCAGGCAUCUCCUGCAGGGAGUGUUCCUUCCUCAAGGGAAGAACAGGAACUCUACUACGCCUCCCUCACCUUUCAGGGGAUAAAACUUCAAGAGUCUCGGGAGGCCACAGAUAUCACAAAGUACUCAGCGAUCAGGGCAAGCAAGUGAGGACCCUGAUCUGUCCGGGCAGGGGGCUCCACAGACUGUUGU